This is a messenger RNA of Lentinula edodes (shiitake mushroom), 1744 nucleotides long. RefSeq lists its product as uncharacterized. NCBI's taxonomy places the organism in Eukaryota, Fungi, Basidiomycota, Agaricomycetes, Agaricales, Omphalotaceae. The record is from RefSeq and is a predicted model, not a curated record. Bases 347 to 1456 code for a protein of 369 amino acids. The transcript is spliced from 5 exons.
GAUGAGCUUUGCAAACGAUACGGGUGAGUCUUAUUCACGGCGCAGUCGGAUCGCCUAAUUCUCUCGUUUCAGCUCCUUCAAUCUCGCCCGUUCUCGCGCCUACGAAGGUUCCAAUGCUCGUCUCAAACGCGUUAUUCGCAAGUUGCGUUCUGGGCAAAAGAUCAAAAUUGGUAUCGUCGGUGGUUCCGUGUCAAAAGGUCAUGGGCUGAAAGAUCGUCGUGAUAACUGGUCCUACAUCUACGCUGAAUAUAUCCGCGAGACGUUCGCUCAAGCCACUUCUUCUAACGCUUCCAAUGUCGAAGUUGAACUUAUCAACGGAUCAGUUUCCGGGACAAUCACCCAAUAUAUGGAGACCUGUUACCGAGAGCAUAUUCCGGAGGACGUCGAUUUAGUGAUCAUCGAGCUCGCUAUCAAUGAUCAGCGGUUGGAGUAUCUAGCGAAGGGAUAUGAAAAUCUCAUCCGGUCAAUAUUUGCGUUACCCCAAAGGCCUGCGGUGAUCAGUGUUCAAGUUAUGGCGCUUAUGUUCCAAACUAUAACGAUGGGGGGAGAUCUUCACACUGCCGUAGCCGAGUACUACGACACACCCAUCAUCAGCAUCCGUAAUGUUCUUCUUCCACAUAUUCUACGCUCUACCCAGCUCAACCAUUCUGAUGAUUCCCUCGAACAUUAUUGGUUCGGGCAUGAUAUAGUUGGCGGCCUCGACCUUCGUCACGUUGGCAAAAACGGUCACCGUAUGUUGGCUGACCUCCUUGCUUCUUUUACCUCCCGAGUUGCAUGCGAAGGCUGGCGCGAAGAGCACCUCACUGGUACAUAUAGCGAGGACUCCAACGUGGUCGGAGGCUGGGAUUGGGAUCCCUACGACAGUGAUCACACCAAAGGACUUCUCUCAAGCCUUCCCAAUCCAAACGACGGUGAAGACGUAUCCGAAUACAUACCUCGUCAAUUACUCUUUGGAAAGUACGACCACACCACCGUUCUUCAACCCGCUACUCCUUUCUGCCGUACAACAAAUACGCUCGUAGGUAUGGCGGCAUUUUCGACUUACGCACACCUCCUCGAGACUUUGCCCCCGCCGUUCUCGAGUGAAGGUCCUGAUGCAUUCAAAUUGUGGAGUCAUCAAUCGAACCCUGGGAAGGUGUGGUUGACUGGGCGGAAACCAGGUGUCAGGGCAGCGUUCAAAAUCCAGACGAGUACAUUGGGGCGAGUGAGGGUAACGUAUUUGAGAAGCGGAAGCUGGGGACUGGGGAGUGCGCUGUGUUGGCUUGAUGAUGAUAGAGAGAAGGGUCAGAGGUUGGAUGGAUAUUGGAUUUAUACGAAUGCCCAUGUUGCAAACACGCAUGUUGUUAUAGAGAAUGCCACACCUGGCGAACACAUCCUUUACUGCGAAAUCCUGGAAGAGACGAAAGAUCCUGGGGGAGCCACGGAAUUUAGAAUUGCGGCGGUGGAUGCUCUGUAAACCGAAGUAAGUGUACGUUGAAAACUAACGGGAUCUUUCAUCUGUCAGUGUCAGCCUGACCUUGUUUUAAGUUUCGGUAUACUCGAUGCCGUGUGGUAGACAAAUAUUAGAUAUUAUUGAAUGACUUUUGCAAAGUAUGUAGCUUCUUUGAAUUUUGCGGUUUCGAUCUUCUCGGGAGUGCAGGCUUCGUUUUGAAUAACGGGUAGUCAUACUGUGUCAAACUUGCCAACGUAGCAGCUCAUAUGUACACUGUAUGUCUAUGUCUACAGAAUUUUCACCGACGUUGCG